Messenger RNA from Phytophthora nicotianae INRA-310, 924 nucleotides. RefSeq names its product ribosomal protein L9. Gene Ontology annotation, biological process: translation. Bases 1 to 924 code for a protein of 307 amino acids. The transcript is spliced from 3 exons. Lineage: Eukaryota; Oomycota; Peronosporomycetes; Peronosporales; Peronosporaceae. The record is from RefSeq and is a predicted model, not a curated record. Gene Ontology annotation, cellular component: ribosome; mitochondrion. Gene Ontology annotation, molecular function: structural constituent of ribosome.
AUGUUCAAUGGGUCUCUGUUGAUCUUCUGUGAGCAGCUCCAGAAAAUGCUGCGGGACUGGGAUGCCACGUUUCUCCAACUGCUUGCACAGCAUCAGCAACUGCGGCCGUGUAGUGUUGAUCUCGGUGUCCGUCUCGCGGAUCUCCAGGAGCAGCGACAGGUUCGUCUCCAUGAGCUUGGCGUUGCUGCUUCGCAUCACUUGAAGCUUCUCCCUCAUAUUUUUCCAGUCUCUUUUGUGGCUCUGAUGCUCAUAACCACAGGGCUCUCCAAGAUGCUGGCGCGCUCGACGACGAAGCUUGUGUCGGUGAUGCAGCGGCCGCAGGGCAUUAAGCCGCUGUUGGCUCGUUCCUUCGCACACCGCGUGAACAUGGUGCUAAAGGAGGAUGUGUCCAACCUCGGUUUUCGCGGCGAUGAAGUGUCCGUCAAGGCCGGAUAUGCGCGUAACUUCCUGUAUCCUGAAAAGCUUGCUGUUUACGCCACGGAUGCCAACCGCGAGAGGUACAAGGUGGACAAGGAGUCUGUGGACGAGGCGUUGCUCGAGAAGGAGCACGAGCUUGAGGCCAUCAUCCACCGUCUUAGCAACAUCGAGGUGGUAUUCAAGCGCCACACUGCCGCCAAGACCGAGGUCAAGCUGCACAGCGAGGUGAACGCGCAGAACAUCUCGGACAUGCUGGAGAAGCAGCACGGUCUCAUCGUGGGUGUGGCCCGCAUCGAUCUCCCCACGCCCAUUAAGACAUUGGGCGAACACACGGUCAAGGUCCGCGUAGACGACGCGAUCGAGGAGGAAUACGCUGCUGGCGCCGUCGUGUCGGCCGCGGAAGGCGAAGUGGAGGCUGAGGUUGAGGCUGAAGGCGAGAAAAAGCAGAAGAAGGGACCGUCUAAGAAGAAAUGGGUGAGCCUCGCCAUCGAGGUCGAGAGGCGGUAG